AUGGACAAUUACGUAAUACUGCGCUCCAGGGGUGUACUCCAGAAAGCAGGUUAUGUGACAUACCCGGGUAUGUUUAAGAGUAAGGUUAGUUUGUUUCAGAGAGGUUUCCGAGCGGCGUGCCCUUUUGAUGAUGAUCCUGUGGACGUAGAGGCACAGAUUAUACAGGGUUUUAUUCGCCGUGAUAGGGUGAUAAGACCACGUAUCGAUGUCUUUUCUUAUCCUAACGAAUAUUUGCAGGAGCGCUAUUGUUUUUCUAGGGAGUCGUUAAUUUAUUUAACAAACCUACUAAAACCACACAUCUCAAACGUAACAAACCGCGGGUCAGCGCUUAGCGCCAAACAAAUUCUUUGUAUUGCUCUGCGCUUUUUUGCUACGGGGAGUUUUCUCUACAAUGUGGGCGAUGCAGAGCAUGUGGGAAAGGCAACAGUGUGUAGAGCCGUUCGUACAUUAUGCAUGGCACUUAAACGGUUUCUACACACUUUUGUACAGUUCCCUGGCCAUAAACCUGUGCGCUUUAUUAAAGAAGAAUUCCACAGGGUGGCAGGGAUCCCAAACGUGAUUGGGUGCAUUGAUUGCACCCACAUUCCUAUUAAAGCUCCAUCUAUCAAUGAGGGAGACUAUGUUAAUAGGAAGUCUGUGCAUAGCAUCAAUGUGCAGGUAAUAUGUGAUGCAACCCACCUCAUCACUUAUGUUGAGGCAAAAUGGCCUGUGUCUGUACAUGAUGCCAGAAUAUUUAGAGAGUCAUCUCUGUGCAACAAAUUUCAACAGAGACACUUCUAUGGUUACUUGCUGGGGGACAGAGGAUACCCUUGCCUCCCCUAUAUGAUGACACCCUACCCUGAUCCUGAGCGCGGACCACAGACACGCUUCAACCUGUCUCACAGCAGAACACGGGCCAAGGUGGAGAUGACAAUAGGCAUUCUGAAGGCAAGGUUUCAGUGUCUGCGUGGGCUCAGGGUCACUCCAAAUAGGGCAUGUGACAUCACAGUUGCUUGUGUGGUACUUCACAACACUGCCACAAUAAGAGGAGAGAGGCAUCCCCCCUGUCCUGAUGAAGAUGACCUAGAACAACACCCAUUGAAUCUAGCAGACCACAGAGAUGGCAGAAUGCUUAGAGACAUGAUUUGUCAAAAUCACUUUAUUUAA
Xyrauchen texanus (razorback sucker) is the source of this 1146-nucleotide messenger RNA. Its product is annotated as putative nuclease HARBI1. The record is from RefSeq and is a predicted model, not a curated record. NCBI's taxonomy places the organism in Eukaryota, Metazoa, Chordata, Actinopteri, Cypriniformes, Catostomidae. Bases 1 to 1146 code for a protein of 381 amino acids. The transcript has 5 exons.